This is a messenger RNA of Neolamprologus brichardi, 1151 nucleotides long. The record is from RefSeq and is a predicted model, not a curated record. NCBI's taxonomy places the organism in Eukaryota, Metazoa, Chordata, Actinopteri, Cichliformes, Cichlidae.
UGGAAGAGAUUGGGGAAAACCAGCUGGUUCUUCCUGUACCAUCACUUUGAUGAUACCUGAGGACAGUGGAGUUUACUGGUGUGAGUCCAGAGAGGGUCCCAUCAGUAACAUGGUUAACCUGACAGUCACUGGUGGAUCAGUGAUCCUGCAGAGUCCUGUCCUCCCUGUGAUGGAGGGAGAUGACGUCACUCUGCUCUGUAAAAAAAAGAACUCCUCCAACCUCCCAGCUGCUUUCUAUAAAGAUGGCUCCCUCAUCAGGAAGCAGCCUACAGGUCACAUGACCAUCCAGCAUGUUUCCAGGUCUGAUGAAGGCCUCUACAAGUGUAACAUCAGCGGUCAUGGAGAGUCUCCAUCCAGCUGGAUCACUGUCACAGGGAAAUCUACAACCACAUCUCCAUCUACUCCCACACCUGUAUAUACAUCCACCUCUUUCCCUACAUCAGCUACUCGCCCUAGUUCUUCUGUUCUUCUUCCUGUGUUAAUCUCUGUUGGGUCAGUCUGUGUUGUGGUUCUACUGGUGUUACUGGUUCUGCUGGUGAGAAAAAAUCAUCACAGAAAACCUAAAGAUCAAGACAAAGCUGCAGGAGAAGACGUCACAUACAGUGACGUCAAAAUAUCCCAUGAUCGACAGCAGCCUGUGAAACACAGCAGAGAGAGAGACUCUGCUACAGUCUACUCAGAAACGAGAAUUGAAGACGUCAGUUAUGGAGAAAUCGUCAUCAAAGACAAGAAGAAAAAGUCAAAGACCAAAGAGAGCGACAGCAUGGCGGUCUACUCCUCAGUGAAAACUAAAGACCUCAGUUAUGAACAAGUAGCCAUCAGCCCAAAGAGGACGAGAGACUUUAAACCAGAGUCAGACGUCGUCUACUCUUCACUGAAGUAGUCCACCAGUCCAACCACUGAUGUCCAGCUGCUGGUCUCUAACUGGUCCCCCCAGCACCUCAGACCAGAGGACAUCCACAUGUUACAGAUAUUUUAUUAAAUAUAUUUUAUGUCUUAAUCUCCUGUUGUUGGACCCGUGAUUCAUAAUUUGCAUUUUGAUGCAAAAUCAGCAAUGUGAAAUAUUUAUAUAAAUAAUGUAAAAUAGGGAUAUUUCUAUGUAACAUUAAAAACUUCCAGAUGUUUUGUGGUAUUUAUUUGCAUUUGUCCUG